This is a messenger RNA of Loa loa (African eye worm), 1152 nucleotides long. RefSeq names its product cuticlin 1. The record is from RefSeq and is a predicted model, not a curated record. The coding region runs from base 1 to 1152 and encodes 383 amino acids. The transcript is spliced from 6 exons. Lineage: Eukaryota; Metazoa; Nematoda; Chromadorea; Rhabditida; Onchocercidae.
AUGACAUCAGUAGUAAUAACACGCACGCCAUUAUCACUGUUCUCCUUGCUGUCCUUACUUUUUCACUUGAGUAACAUAUCGGCGAUUCCUAUUGACAAUGGUGUUGAAGGUGAACCUGAAAUAGAAUGUGGCGCUGCUACCUUAACAGUUAAUUUCAACACUAGGAAUAAGUUUGAAGGACAUGUAUACGUGAAAGGACUCUAUGAUCACGAAGAAUGUCGUUCAGAUAGUAGUGGACGACAGGUAGCUGGGAUCGAAUUACCGCUUGAUUCGUGUAAUGUUGAACGAUCACGGUCCUUAAAUCCUCGAGGUGUCUUUGUCACAGCUGUAGUUGUCAUUACAUUUCAUCCGAAAUUCAUUACUAAAGUAGAUCGAGCAUAUCGCAUACAAUGUUUUUACAUGGAAGCUGACAAGACUGUUAGUUCACAGAUUGAAGUGUCCGAGAUGACUACAGUAUUCCAGACACAAGUGGUACCAAUGCCUAUAUGUCGAUAUGAGAUUCUGGAAGGUGGACCAUCUGGUACACCUGUCCGAUACGCAAUGAUCGGAGAUCAUGUGUACCAUAAAUGGACUUGUGAUUCGGAAACUACAGAUACAUUCUGUGCACUAGUACAUUCCUGUGUAGUGGAUGAUGGAAAAGGAGAUACAGUGGAAAUUCUGAAUGAAGAUGGUUGUGCUUUGGAUAGGUAUUUACUCAACAAUCUGGAAUAUCCUACAGAUUUAAUGGCUGGACAAGAGGCUCAUGUUUAUAAGUAUGCGGAUCGAUCAGAGCUUUAUUACCAAUGUCAAAUUAGCAUAACAAUUAAAGAACCAAAUAGCAAUUGUCCACGACCACAAUGUUCAGAACCACAAGGAUUUGGUGCUGUAAAGUCUGCUGCUGCACCAGCACCAGAAGCUUCCCCGCUUUCUCCUCGAACAUUACGAUUGCUCAAGAAACGAUCUAUUAAUUACGACAACACAGUGGAUGUUAGUGUCGGUUUUAGCGCGAUUGAUAUUAGCGAAGAGGAUCCGAGCUUAGCAGCUAAGCAUUUAUUACCAUUGACAAUCGGUCAAUCAAUAACACCAUUACAUCAGCAACACUGGUCUAAUGUAAAAAUUCUAAAUCAUAAGGCUAUGUUUGUUCGUUUUCACCGCGGAUUUUUACCGGUUUGA